AUGGCAUUAUUUGGUGGAUCAUCUAGUCAAGCUCCUGCAUCUGCUACAGAUAAUAAAGUGCAGGCAUUCAAGCAGCAGAUUGCACAAGAGAUAGCAGUUGCCAAUGCCACUGAUCUAGUUAACAAAGUGUCUGAGAACUGCUUUGAGAAGUGUCUGCAGUCUCCAUACAAAGACGGUAACGAAGGAUGUGUCGAUCAAUGCCUUGCCAAGUAUAUGCGCUCCUGGAAUGUAAUCUCGAAGACAUACAUUAACAGAAUACAGGAUGCCUCUACAACUGGUGAAAUAUAG
Nakaseomyces glabratus is the source of this 288-nucleotide messenger RNA. RefSeq names its product protein translocase subunit TIM13 (gene TIM13). The record is from RefSeq and is a predicted model, not a curated record. Lineage: Eukaryota; Fungi; Ascomycota; Saccharomycetes; Saccharomycetales; Saccharomycetaceae.